AUGUUUCGCGCUCAGCAGAAUGCUUUUGAUGAUGCGGUCGCCAAGGCGACCGACGAGAACCUAACAUCCGAGAACUGGGAAUAUAUUCUGGAUGUCUGCGACAAGGUUGCUGCCGAGGAAUCGGGCGCAAAAGAGGCGGUUGCUGCCAUGAUCAAGAGAAUGGCUCACAGAAAUGCCAAUGUGCAACUUUAUACUCUUGAGCUCGGUAAUUCGCUGUCACAAAACUGUGGCCCUAAGAUUCAUCGCGAGUUGGCCUCGAGAAGCUUUACUGAUGCGCUCUUGCGCCUAGCAAGUGAUCGCAACACGCAUCAACAAGUCAAGUCCAAGAUUUUGGAGCGGAUGGAAGAAUGGACUGAGAUGUUUGCAUCUAACCCAGACUUUGGGAUCAUGGAGCAAGCAUAUAUGAAGUUAAAGACCUCAAACCCCAACCUUCAGCCCCCGUCGAAGCCGGUGAAGAGCGCAAUUACGGAUAUUGACCGACAGAAAGAAGAUGAAGAAUUACAAAUGGCUUUGGCUCUCUCUGUCAAGGAGAAGGCUCCUCCAAUUCCCGUCGCUCAAGCUGGGCCAUCUGCUGCGGCUGCGGCUGCGACUGCUGUAUCGAGGCCCGAAACCUCUUCGCCUGCAGCCGAGUUGUCUGCUGCUGCGUCCGGGCCUGUGCCAUCGGGUACAUCGGCUGCCACUGUUUCGCGAGUCCGAGCCUUGUUCGAUUUCCAGCCCUCGGAGUCUGGAGAGCUUCAAUUCCGCAAGGGCGAUAUUAUUACUGUCUUGGAAUCAGUUUAUAAGGACUGGUGGAAGGGUUCUUUGAGGGGCCAGACGGGAAUCUUUCCUCUCAAUUAUGUCGAAAAGCUUUCAGAUCCCACUGUUGAAGAGUUGCAGCGCGAGGUGCAAAUGGAGGGCGAUGUCUUUGGCCAGAUUAAGAACGUUGAGAAGCUUCUGACCCUGCUGAGUACUCGAAGCUCCGAUCUUAAUGUGCAGGAGAACGAGGAGAUUACCAACCUCUAUCAUUCCACCGUGGCUAUUCGCCCGAAGCUGAUUGAGCUGAUUGGGAAAUACUCGCAGAAGAAAGAUGAAUUCACCCAGCUUAAUGAGAAGUUCAUUAAAGCCCGUCGUGACUACGAGUCUUUGCUAGAGGCUUCCAUGGCUCAUCCGGCACAACCUUAUGCCCCACGACCUGGUCAGCCACAGUAUGGCUAUCCUGCUGGCACCCCUGCUGGAUACCCUCCCCAAGCAGACCAACGAUACUUUAGCCCCCAGCCUCAAGAUACCCAACCUCCACAGGCCCAGCCAAAUGCAUACUAUGGUGCAGAGCAGACCAUGCCUUACCGCCCUGCAUCUCAUUCACCCGAUCCUCGUGCACAGUUUGCAGGUGGAUCUCAGCAACACCCGGUGCAACAGGCACCUCCAUCUGACGCUUAUCCCCCUGCUAGCCACCGCCCUCAGUCUACAUACGACCACCCUCAAGAACUGGGCACCUCUGUCUAUGAUUCUCCUGUGGAACAUCCUGCUGGCCACCGCCCAGCUUACCCUCUCAGCGGUCAAGCACCACCGGCCGGCCAUCAGCAUUUCCAGCAGCAACAACCACAGGGGCAGGAAUACUCGGCCCCGGGCUACUCGGGUGAAGAGGCUCAGCAACCCCUUGCCUCUCAAUACCCACCACAGCAAGCAUCGCAACAAGCUCCAUACCCCAACUCCCCGGCCGCUCAUCAAGCCCCCUCUCACCAACCUCCUCCAGUCCCUGGGUCUGCACAGCCGUCCUCACAAUACACUGCCUUUAACCCCACUCCUUCGGCUACACCAGGUGGUGCAGAAUACCAGGCAUAUCAGCCUGCGCAGGGAGGUGUUUCCCCCUCAAACCCUGCGACAUUCUACCGAUAA
Molecule: messenger RNA, 1875 nt
Organism: Penicillium pulvis
Lineage: Eukaryota; Fungi; Ascomycota; Eurotiomycetes; Eurotiales; Aspergillaceae
Product: ESCRT-0 subunit protein HSE1
Exons: 9
Coding region: 1-1875 (624 amino acids)
Biological process (GO): protein transport to vacuole involved in ubiquitin-dependent protein catabolic process via the multivesicular body sorting pathway
Cellular component (GO): ESCRT-0 complex
Molecular function (GO): phosphatidylinositol binding; ubiquitin binding
Source: RefSeq, a predicted model, not a curated record